This is a messenger RNA of Seriola aureovittata, 4637 nucleotides long. RefSeq lists its product as uncharacterized. The transcript is spliced from 4 exons. The coding region runs from base 1 to 4254 and encodes 1417 amino acids. NCBI's taxonomy places the organism in Eukaryota, Metazoa, Chordata, Actinopteri, Carangiformes, Carangidae. The record is from RefSeq and is a predicted model, not a curated record.
AUGGGUUUUGGACCAGUCUUAUCAAGUUUGCUGAUACUUACAGCUUGCUACUACACCAGUGGCUGCACAAUCAUCAGCUACAACUGGUGCAUCCACAACAACUGGUGCAUCAACCACGACUGGAGGUUCAACAACAACUGGUGCAUCAACUACAACUGGAGGUUCAACAACAACUGGUGCAUCAACCACAACUGGAGGUUCAACAACAACUGGUGCAUCAACCACAACUGGAGGUUCAACAACAACUGGUGCAUCAACAACUACCGAAGGUUCAACAACAACUGGUGCAUCAACUACAACUGGAGUUUCAACAACUGGUGCAUCAACAACAACUGGUGCAUCAACCACGACUGGAGGUUCAACAACAACUGGUGCAUCAACUACAACUGGAGGUUCAACAACAACUGGUGCAUCAACAACAACUGGAGGUUCAACAACAACUGGUGCAUCAACUACAACUGGAGGUUCAACAACAACUGGUGCAUCAACCACAACUGGAAGUUCAACAACAACUGGUGGAUCAACAACAACUGGUGGAUCUGCAACAACAGGUGCAUCAACUACAACUGGAGGUUCAACAACAACUGGUGGAUCCACAACAACUGGUGGAUCCACAACAACUGGUGCAUCAACAACAACUGGAGGUUCAACAACUACAGUAGGUUCAACAACAACUGGUGCAUCAACCACAACUGGAGGUUCAACAACAACUGGCGCAUCAACUACAACUGGAGGUUCAACAACAACAGGUGGAUCCACAACAACUGGUGCAUCAACAACAACUGGAGGUUCAACAACAACAACAACUGGUGCAUCAACUACAACUGGAGGUUCAACAACAACUGGUGGAUCAACCACAACUGGAAGUUCAACGACAACUGCUGGAUCAACAACAACAGGGGGUUCAACAACUACUGGAGGUUCAACAACUACAGUAGGUUCAACAACAACUGGUGCAUCAACCACAACUGGUGGUUCAACAACAACUGGUGCAUCAACUACAACUGGAGUUUCAACAACAACUGGUGGAUCCACAACAACUGGUGCAUCAACAACAACUGGAGGUUCAACAACAACUGGUGCAUCAACUACAACUGGAGGUUCAACAACAACAGGUGGAUCAACUACAACUGGAGUUUCAACAACAACUGGUGGAUCCACAACAACUGGUGGAUCAACAACAACUGGAGUUUCAACAACAACUGGUGGAUCCACAACAACUGGUGCAUCAACUACAACUGGAGGUUCAACAACAACUGGUGGAUCAACUACAACUGGAGUUUCAACAACAACUGGUGGAUCCACAACAACUGGUGGAUCAACAACAACUGGAGGGUCAACAACAACUGGUGCAUCCACAACAACUGGUGCAUCAACCACGACUGGAGGUUCAACAACAACUGGUGCAUCAACUACAACUGGAGUUUCAACAACAACUGGUGCAUCAACAACUACCGGAGUUUCAACAACAACUGGUGGAUCCACAACAACUGGUGGAUCAACAACAACUGGAGGGUCAACAACAACUGGUGCAUCCACAACAACUGGUGCAUCAACCACGACUGGUGGAUCAACUACAACUGGAGUUUCAACAACAACUGGUGGAUCAACAACAACUGGAGGAUCCACAACAACUGGUGCAUCAACCACAACUGGUGGAUCCACAACAACUGGAGUUUCAACAACAACUGGUGCAUCAACAACUACCGGAGUUUCAACAACAACUGGUGGAUCCACAACAACUGGUGCAUCAACAACUACUGGAGGGUCAACAACAACUGGUGCAUCCACAACAACUGGUGCAUCAACCACCACUGGAGGUUCAACAACAACUGGUGCAUCAACUACAACUGGAGUUUCAACAACAACUGGUGCAUCAACAACUACCGGAGUUUCAACAACAACUGGUGGAUCCACAACAACUGGUGCAUCAACAACUACUGGAGGGUCAACAACAACUGGUGCAUCCACAACAACUGGUGCAUCAACCACGACUGGUGGAUCAACUACAACUGGAGUUUCAACAACAACUGGUGGAUCAACAACAACUGGAGGAUCCACAACAACUGGUGCAUCAACCACAACUGGUGGAUCCACAACAACUGGUGGAUCAACUACAACUGGAGGAUCAACUACAACUGGAGGUUCAACAACAACUGGUGCAUCCACAACAACUGGUGGCUCAACAACAACUGGGGGGUCCACAACAACUGGAGGUUCAACAACAACUGGUGGAUCAACUACAACUGGUGCAUCAACCACGACUGGUGGAUCAACUACAACUGGAGCUUCAACAACAACUGGUGGAUCCACAACAACUGGUGGAUCAACAACAACUGGAGGAUCAACAACCACUGGUGGAUCAACAACAACUGGAGGAUCCACAACAACUGGUGCAUCAACUACAACUGGUGGAUCCACAACAACUGGUGCAUCAACCACCACUGGAGGUUCAACAACAACUGGUGCAUCAACUACAACUGGAGUUUCAACAACAACUGGUGCAUCAACAACUACCGGAGUUUCAACAACAACUGGUGGAUCCACAACAACUGGUGCAUCAACAACUACUGGAGGGUCAACAACAACUGGUGCAUCCACAACAACUGGUGCAUCAACUACAACUGGUGGUUCCACAACAACUGGAGUUUCAACAACAACUGGUGGAUCAACAACAACUGGAGGAUCCACAACAACUGGUGCAUCAACCACAACUGGUGGAUCCACAACAACUGGAGUUUCAACAACAACUGGUGCAUCAACAACUACCGGAGUUUCAACAACAACUGGUGGAUCCACAACAACUGGUGCAUCAACAACUACUGGAGGGUCAACAACAACUGGUGCAUCCACAACAACUGGUGCAUCAACCACCACUGGAGGUUCAACAACAACUGGUGCAUCAACUACAACUGGAGUUUCAACAACAACUGGUGCAUCAACAACUACCGGAGUUUCAACAACAACUGGUGGAUCCACAACAACUGGUGCAUCAACAACUACUGGAGGGUCAACAACAACUGGUGCAUCCACAACAACUGGUGCAUCAACCACGACUGGUGGAUCAACUACAACUGGAGUUUCAACAACAACUGGUGGAUCAACAACAACUGGAGGAUCCACAACAACUGGUGCAUCAACCACAACUGGUGGAUCCACAACAACUGGUGGAUCAACUACAACUGGAGGAUCAACUACAACUGGAGGUUCAACAACAACUGGUGCAUCCACAACAACUGGUGGCUCAACAACAACUGGGGGGUCCACAACAACUGGAGGUUCAACAACAACUGGUGGAUCAACUACAACUGGUGCAUCAACCACGACUGGUGGAUCAACUACAACUGGAGCUUCAACAACAACUGGUGGAUCCACAACAACUGGUGGAUCAACAACAACUGGAGGAUCAACAACCACUGGUGGAUCAACAACAACUGGAGGAUCCACAACAACUGGUGCAUCAACUACAACUGGUGGAUCCACAACAACUGGUGCAUCAACCACCACUGGAGGUUCAACAACAACUGGUGCAUCAACUACAACUGGAGUUUCAACAACAACUGGUGCAUCAACAACUACCGGAGUUUCAACAACAACUGGUGGAUCCACAACAACUGGUGCAUCAACAACUACUGGAGGGUCAACAACAACUGGUGCAUCCACAACAACUGGUGCAUCAACUACAACUGGUGGUUCCACAACAACGGGUGGAUCAACUACAACUGGAGUUUCAACAACAACUGGCGCAUCCACAACAACUGGUGCAUCAACAACAACUGGGGGGUCCACAACAACUGGAGGUUCAACAACAACUGGUGGAUCAACUACAACUGGAGUUUCAACAACAACUGGUGGAUCAACAACAACUGGAGGAUCCACAACAACUGGUGGAACAACUACAACUGGUGGAUCAACUACAACAGGUGCAUCAACAACAACUGGUGCAUCAACUACAACUGGUGGAUCCACAACAACUGGUGGAACAACUACAACUGGAGGUUCAACAACAACUGGUGCAUCCACAACAACUGGUGGCUCAACAACAACUGGAGGUUCAACAACAACUGGUGGAUCAAGUACAACUGGAGGUUCAACAACCACUGGUGGAUCAACAACAACUGGAGGAUCAACUACGACUGGAGGUUCAACUACAACUGGUGGAUCAACAACAACUGGAGGUUCAACAACAACUGGUGGCUCAACAACAACAGGCGGAUCCACAACGACUGGUGGAUCAACAACAACUACUACUAAUAUACCUGUUACAACUGAAGCUCCCCAACCAGUUGUGGUUCUUGCAGCAACCUUGGCAGAACCAUUUGUAGAAGAACUCAAUGAUCGAAACAGCCCUCAAUUUCAGGCUCUUGAGACAAGAGUUGUAACAGUUUUUGAUAUCAUCUACAGCAAUCAAUUUGGCCCUGUUUUCAUCCGCACUUUCAUCAUUCAGUUUAGACCAGCUGUAGCCAGAACACGAAUGGAAAAUACUGAAGCAGAGGUGGGGCUUGAGUUCAACCGAACUAAUACAACUGCAGGAAUCCCACAGGCUGCUGAUGUUGCAGACACAUUAGUACAAGCUGUGAAUAACCCCAACAGCACCUUUAAUCUCAGUGUUGAAGCCAACUCCAUCCAAGUAGUGG